GGCGAAAUUGUUUAUUUUUUCGGUUUUUUUCUAUGUAUAUUAUUUUAAUAGCUUGUCCUUAUAUUCCGGAAAACGAGCUAAAUGGGUCAAAUUCCUUUAACUUAAAACUUUUCCCUAUUUAAAAUUGCCUUGAAGGGUUAAACACCGGUAAUUAAUAAGCUUACGUCUUGCUAGUUUAUUAAAAGGAAUAAAAUUAUACAUUUAAUUGUCGUGUGAUCUUAUAUAAGUUCAAGUCAUUUUCACUAGAACAAUCAGUUUUGGGUGGUUUAUCUAGAAAUUUUGUAAUAAUCUUUUAAACAAAAUGCAGCAUAAUUGUGCUCGAUUUGUAGGCAAAGUGGCUGUUUUAUCAGCAUCAACAAAUGGGAUAGGCCUUGCUAUAGCUAGAAGACUUGGCCAAGAGAAAGCCAAAGUAGUUGUUAGUUCAAGAAAAUUGGGCAACGUUACGAGAGCUGUAGAUAUCCUUCAAAAGGAGAAUAUUGAAGCUAUCGGAGUACAGUGUCAUAUAUCUAAUUCUGAAGAACGUGCUCAGCUAAUUGAAAAGGCUGUUGAUCAUUUUGGUGGAAUUGAUGUUCUUGUGGUUAAUGCUGGUGUUAAUCCUCACAUUGGGAGGAUGUUGGAUUGCCCAGAAGCCGCUUGGGAUAAAAGCUUUGACGUCAAUGUGAAAGGUGCAUUUCUCUUAACCAAAGAGGUCAUUCCGCUGAUGAAAAAACGCAAAGGAGGAAACAUUGUCUACAUAUCAACAAUUAGUGCAUACAAGGAUACUUUCGGUCUUGGUGCCUACGCCACAGCAAAAUCUUGUUUGACACGCCUUGCUAAGACAUUUGGUGCAGAGCUAGCUGAUGACAACAUUAGAGUAAAUUGCAUAGCUCCUGGACCGAUUGAUACGCUGUUUAUGAAAGAGUAUGGAAAGUUGGAAUCUUUUCAACGAGUUCUGCAAAAUGAAAUACCUAUGAAAAGAUUUGGUCAACCUGAGGAAGUAGCUGGACCUGCAGCCUUUAUUCUCUCAGAUGACGCAAGUUACAUAACAGGAGAGACAAUUAUUGUUUCAGGAGGAGUUACUACUCGCCACUGAAGUGUUCAUAAAAAAACUUGAAAUUAGCAGAAAAAAAACCAAAGGAAAAAAUAAAGUGUUAAUGUGUUGAUAAUGUU
Phlebotomus papatasi is the source of this 1149-nucleotide messenger RNA. Its product is annotated as dehydrogenase/reductase SDR family member 4-like. The record is from RefSeq and is a predicted model, not a curated record. Bases 302 to 1072 code for a protein of 256 amino acids. The transcript has 4 exons. NCBI's taxonomy places the organism in Eukaryota, Metazoa, Arthropoda, Insecta, Diptera, Psychodidae. Gene Ontology annotation, molecular function: carbonyl reductase (NADPH) activity.